This is a messenger RNA of Drechmeria coniospora, 1305 nucleotides long. RefSeq lists its product as uncharacterized. The record is from RefSeq and is a predicted model, not a curated record. The coding region runs from base 1 to 1305 and encodes 434 amino acids. Lineage: Eukaryota; Fungi; Ascomycota; Sordariomycetes; Hypocreales; Ophiocordycipitaceae. The transcript has a single exon.
AUGGAUACCACAACUGGAGGCACCUCGGCUACUGGAAGCAUGACCACCACAGGGGGCUCCUCGGCUACGGGCAGCAUGGAUACCACAGGAGGCACCUCGGCCACAGGCAGCAUGGAUACUACAGGAGGCACCUCGGCCACGGGCAGCAUGGCCACUACAGGAGGCACCUCGGCCACGGACAGCAUGGACACUACAGGAGGCACUUCGGCUACCGGUACUGGUUCUACCAGCAUGACUACUGGUACCGACACGGAUACCAUAACUACCGGUAUGGCCACUGGUACUAGCACGGAUACGACGACUGACACGGAUACCACCACCACCGGCAUGGCUACGGGCACCGAUACGGAUACUACGACGACCGGCAUGGCUACCGGUACCGACACGGACACUACGACCACGACCACGGCCACGACCACUACAAGCACGACUACCGGUACCGAUACGGAUACCACGACUACCGGCAUGGCUACUGGUACCGACACGGACACUACGACCACAACCAUGACCACGACCGCGACCACCACGACUACUAGUACCGAUACGGAUACUACCACUACCGGCAUGGCCACCGAUACAGACACUACCACCACCAGCACGACCUCUAGUACUACUACCACUGGCAUGGCUACCGAUACGGAUACUACCACUACCGGCAUGGCUACUGAUACGGAUACCACCACUACCACCGGCAUGGCUACCGACACGGACACCACCACCACUACCACCACCACCAGUACUACCGGCAUGGCUACCGACACGGAUACUACCACCACCGGCAUGGCUACCGAUACGGAUACUACCACCACCGGCAUGGCUACCGAUACGGAUACUACUACUACCGGUAUGGCUACCGACACGGAUACCACGACCACUACCACGACCACCAGCACUACCGGCAUGGCUACCGAUACGGAUACCACCACCACCGGCAUGGCUACCGAUACGGAUACCACCACUACCGGCAUGGCUACCGAUACAGAUACCACCACUACCGGUAGGGCUACUGCUACCGAUACAGAUACCACCACCACCGGCGUGGCUACUGCUACCGAUACGGAUACCACCACCACCGGUAUGGCUACUGCUACCGACACGGAUACUACGACCACAGGUAUGGCUACUGACACCGACACGGCGACGACAACCGAGCCGGCCACAACCGGCGAUCCAACGACUUCUGCAGAUACGUCGACUACCACCACCACAGGUGCAGCAUUUUCUUGUCCACUUCCACCGUGCGGAUCCGGCCCUGGCGCUUGUUGUGAUGAAGUCUCCCCCGGCCAGUGUGCAUGUUACGCUUAA